This is a messenger RNA of Rotaria socialis, 1767 nucleotides long. Lineage: Eukaryota; Metazoa; Rotifera; Eurotatoria; Philodinida; Philodinidae. The record is from the annotation of a GenBank genome assembly.
AUGAAUAGUCGCAAAUCUAUUCUAACAGCAAUUACAAGUGAUGAUGAUCGAAAUGCAGUUGUAGCAAAAGAUGAACAAAUUCGUCAACAUUUAUGUUCAGUUAACGAUUUACAUAAUGGACAAAUGAAAGAAUUCGAAAUAAAAACAGCACUCGUUGCGACGAGUAUUUUACUUAUUAGACAAAACGAUAAAUUUUAUGCUUAUUCAAGUAAAUGUUGUCAUUAUAAAUUACCAUUAGUAAAAGGCUCGUUAAUUAAUAAUCACCUUCGAUGUUUUGCACAUGGCGCCUGUUUUCGCGUCGAUACUGGUGAUAUUGAAGAUCAUCCAGGGCACGGACAUUUACCAAAAUAUGAUGUGGAAAUCGUCGAUAAUCAGGUUAUUUUUGUUGCAAAAGUUAAAGAUCUUGGAAAAUUUGAACGUUCGAAAAUACCUGCUAAUCUUGUCAUUGAAGCAAAACCAGUAGUGGCGAUUGUCGGAGCAGGAGCAGGUGGAUUUACAUGUGCCGAUAUGCUCCGUCAAGAUGGAUUUCGUGGCCGCAUUAUUUUAUUUUCCAACGAAGCAACAUUACCAUAUGAUCGUGUUCAAUUAUCCAAACAACCAGCUAAAAAUCCUCAAGAUUUAGUUCUUCGUGAUGAAACUUAUUUUAGCAAAGCCCAUAUUGAUUUGUUACUUCAUACCGAAGUAACAAACAUAAAUUGGUCUGACAAAAGCUUAACAUAUAAACCAUUAGAUAGGAGAGUCAAAUCUCAAGCAUACGACUACUUAGUAUUAGCGACUGGUUUACGGCCAAGAAAAUUACCCACAACAUUACCAGGUCAUAAUCUUAGCAAUAUAUUCUAUUUAAGAUCAUUAGACGAUGCUGGUUAUUUUGCUAAUACAGUAAAAUCAGUGGAUACGAAAAACAUCGUUAUUAUUGGUGAUUCAUUUAUUGCAUUAGAAUUGUGUGGAUGGUUAACAACAGGUUUAAAUGAAAAGAAGACUGUUUCAGUUGUUAUGCGUUCAAAAAUACCAAUGGCUCGUAUUUUUGGCCAACGAAUCGGUCAAGCUUUACAGAAAAUUCAUGAGAAAAAUGGCGCAGUAUUCUAUCCACAAGCGAAUGUGGCAAAAUUAACAGGCGAAAAUAAUCGUGUCAAAUUUGUACAAUUAGAAACCGGUGAUUUAAUUCCAUGUGAUCUUCUUAUAGUUGCAAUCGGUAGUGAAAUAUGUUCUGAGUUAUAUAAAAAUUCUCCCCUCGAAAUGACAAAUGAUGGUUUUAUCAAAGUUAAUGAACGUUUGGGAACAUCAGUUGAACGUGUGUUAGCAGUUGGAGAUAUAAGUAAAUACCCGUUGGCAAUAUUCAAUCUAGACUAUGUCAACUGUCAACAUUGGCAGAUGGCUUGUUCAACAGGUCAUCAAGCUGCCAAUACUAUCUUAAAUCAUUAUCAUGGUCAAACAGCAGCGACGUAUGAUUCAUUGAAAAGUGAUUUGUAUACAACACCUAUAUUUUGGUCAACACAAAAUAAUAAAACAAAUAUACGUUAUGCGGGUUAUACUCGUGAUCCGGAAAAUGUUAUAAUUCAUGGCGAUCUUGAUGAUGAAUUUAAAUUUGUAGCCUAUUAUAUUGUCGAUGGUUUUGUUCGAGCAGUUGCUCAGUCGAAAUAUGAACCAUUGACAAGUGAAGUCGCCGAAGUAUUUUAUUACAAGAAAAAUAUUCGAAAGGAAGACGUUGAAAAUGAUAUUUAUGGUUAUAGAAAAUAUCUUGAUUUUAAAACAAAAAGACCAGAAUAA